This is a messenger RNA of Olea europaea var. sylvestris, 1169 nucleotides long. RefSeq names its product serine/threonine-protein phosphatase 2A activator-like. Lineage: Eukaryota; Viridiplantae; Streptophyta; Magnoliopsida; Lamiales; Oleaceae. Gene Ontology annotation, biological process: mitotic spindle organization. Gene Ontology annotation, cellular component: cytoplasm; protein phosphatase type 2A complex; nucleus. Gene Ontology annotation, molecular function: protein tyrosine phosphatase activator activity; peptidyl-prolyl cis-trans isomerase activity. The transcript is spliced from 2 exons. The coding region runs from base 114 to 806 and encodes 230 amino acids. The record is from RefSeq and is a predicted model, not a curated record.
AAUUGUUUCAUCGCUAUACAUAUGUAACACGUAUAUCUAAAAAUCACUUUUAUUUUCUGUAGUCCACAUUACAACAUUCUACGCCUGUCUGCCCUCACAUCUCAACUAUUCAAAUGGAACCGCCACACGACCACCACCACCACCACCACCAUCACCACCACCAAGAGCAAUCAAACCUCUCACAACCACCCACAACCUGCGCCAACUGCGGUGGACCCACUUGUUUCCCCCCUCCGCCGAACAUAUCCGCCACCCCUUCUUACAUCCCCAUCCGCUUCCCAGCCGUCAACCUCCCCAAUCCACCCACCAACACCAAAGAGGCCAUCAUCCGUACUCCGGUGCCACAGCCUCAGAAGGUGGACCUCCUUUCCCCUCCCUACCACUUCGCCACCCCUUCCAAGGUAAUCCACUCCCAAGACGACAUCGUUCGGUUCCAUUCCUCUCCCGUUUUUCACAAUUUUCUCGGAUUCGUGGUUUCACUCUCUGAGUCGAUCAAAUCCCGCAAGCUUUCAGAUCCCUGCCAUGUUUCCUCCACCGUCGAAGUUAUCAUUUCCAUUCUCCAGACUCUGAGUGAUUAUGUUGAUGAAAUCCCACCGGCCCCCCAAUCCUCUCGGUAUGGGAACGUUGCGUAUCGCACGUGGCACGAGCGAAUGAGCUCAGAUGCUGAGUCCUUUAUGCUGAAAUUUCUACCGCCGGAUCUUCACGGUGCCACUGUGGAACUCGUGCCUUAUUUCACUGAUAGCUUUGGCAACUCUAGCCGCAUCGAUUACGAUUCAGAUUCACCAUGGGAUAAAUUUUUUACUUAGGACUUACAGAGGAAUUAGAGGUCCUAUCAUCUCUAAAUAAUGAGGAAGAAGCAGGUUUUGAAACAUCUCUUAUAUCCAUCUUUAUCUCUACACUCCAUUUGAGAUUGCCAUCUUAGGAAAAUAUAGAUUUCACAAGUGCUCAACUAAUCACCUAUCAAUCUUCUGUAUCAAAAUUACGAAUAAGUUGCAUGCGUAUGCUCAGAUAUGUGUAUCUAUGAUAUGACUUGUAUUUGUUGGGAAUAAAACAUUUUUUGUUUUUUAUUUCUUUGGUGCUGUUGAUCACCAAAUAAAUAAUGGCCUUGUGAAUGUAGGUAGACUCUAUACUAUUCUUCAUCUUGUUGCUCGUUGCAAAGGGUAACAAUU